Messenger RNA from Pecten maximus, 4161 nucleotides. RefSeq lists its product as uncharacterized. The transcript is spliced from 10 exons. Bases 237 to 1745 code for a protein of 502 amino acids. NCBI's taxonomy places the organism in Eukaryota, Metazoa, Mollusca, Bivalvia, Pectinida, Pectinidae. The record is from RefSeq and is a predicted model, not a curated record.
GUUGUUUACGCCUCAGCAAACGGAAUACAGCUGUUGAAUUUUAUAGAAGUGUUGUUUAUUACAUACGUGUGGUGCCCAGAGUUACAUGGACUACAAGGAUAACCAUAUUUGGCAUAUAAUCUUAUAUCAAACAUGACCUACUGAUAUACAUCUUUUCAGAAAACGAGUCCUGCCUACUAUGAAUGAAAACCGAAACCAAAACUAGAAAAACCAUUCCGAGUCCAAGGAAGUAAGCAAUGACGAUCCUAAGUUUAAUUCGCUCAAACCUGUUUACAUUGGGCUUGUUACUACUCAUAGCAGGGUUUUCAUCUUCAAGUUGGAAAUCAUAUACUGUCUACAGUUCUGACAAUGAAACGUAUUCCGGUCAUCAGGGACUGUGGUACACAUAUCUCUCCAAUGACAGUGUCUCGUGUAUGGGAGGCCUCGGAUUCGAUACAGAUUCACGUGCGAGAGACAGUCUACAUACAGUGAGAAACUUACUUGUCGUGGCUUUAGGAUUUUCCUUCCUAUUCCUGGUGAUAUGCAUCAUUGGACAAUGUUCGCGUGACGAGGAUGACGAUUCCGAAGGAUUUCUAAACCUUCCUUGUUGUGCAUCGUUGGUGUUCAUGCUCAUUAUCUGGACUUUGGUUCUGUCGGCGACAUUGAUAUAUCAUCAGAAAAUAUAUGCUGGUUCCGAUGAUUAUCAGGAAGUCACUCGACACCAUUCCGGAUCGUUUUAUGUAAUGGUUACGUCUGUAGCGUUGUUAGGUCUGGCAGCUAUUGUGUGUGAUGGGAACCUGUUGAAGCUAAAUACCACAUUGAUUUAUGCAAUAAUUACAGUUCUACCAAAACUGAUUUGUGAUCUGUAUGAGACCGUGCCUGUAGACCGCCGUGGUCGGUACUUCAGCAUGUGGCUGCUACACCUCGGGCUCCUUACACUGUUUAGCGUUGGAAUGUUCCAUUCUUCCUGGUUCAGCAUGACCAGUACACGGUACAGUGAUAUCACAGUACAUAUUGGGAUGCUGAACCAGUGUCGUAACCAGUACUCUCUGACGUGCUGUAGUGGUAUCACCUACUUCUAUACAGAAACACCAGACUGGUUUUUCACCUGCCGUGACAUCACCGUAGUAGCAUAUAGCAUGUGUCUGCUGGCUGUUAUUUUCAGUUCCAUUCUCCUUUAUGUUCGAACUUUCCGAGUCCCACUUUUGAUCACCCAAAUAUAUACAGGUGUUGCGUUAGCUGUCAGCUGUGUCCAGUUUGGUAUCAAUAUAAAGGAUGAGGAAGGUGUUCACUCCCACUUUGAGGCUGCGUUCGUGAUCAAUGUUAUCGUCUCUGUCGUGUUUUUAUUCUUCCCUUUAGAAUAUUUAAUAGACAAAUAUGUCCUGAUCCAACCUGACAGCGGCAUCAUACAGUCAUCAAAUCGCACUGCCCGUGAACGGUCGUCUGCGUCUGGCCAGUCGUGGCGGGAGAGUCUACUUUCCUGGAAGGAGAGGAUGACAUUGCUGUUGAUACAUAGGAGAUCACGACUAGGGGCUCAAAUUCCCGUCAAUGACGAAACAGUUGAAACCGAGAGAUCUCAGACGAAUAUUCCAAUUCCCGUUACUGAAGAAAAAGAUGCCACAGAGUGUAAUAUUUGUAUGCUAAAUCCACGGGACACUAGACUUCAUCCAUGCGGUCACACGUGCUGCAGAGCAUGCGCCGGACAACUAGAAAGAUGCCACAUAUGCAGAGAUUUAAUACAAGAUAAUCAUAUUUUCUACUUAUAAAAUGAUAAACAAAAAAAUAUUUAUACUAUGAAAAGGGUAAGGGGCAAUAGUAAAUCAUAACAAGAUACUCAUCCCAAGGUAGAACUAUAACCAUGACUAUUGAAAAGCUACUUAACCUAAGAAUGAACUGCCAUAAUUUGCCAUGACAAGCAACUCGUCCUAACAAUAACUGUCAUAAUUUGCCAGGACAAUCUACUCAUCCUAAGAAUGAACUUCCAUAACUUUCCAUGACGACCAACUCGUCCUAACAAUAAACUGUCAUAAUUUGCCAUGACGACCAACUCGUCCUAACAAUAAACUGCCAUAAUUUGCCAUGACGACCAACUCGUCCUAACAAUAAACUGCCAUAAUUUGCCAUGACGACCAACUCGUCCUUACAAUAAACUGCCAUAAUUUGCCAUGACAAGCAACUCGUCCUUACAAUAAACUGCCAUAAUUUGCCAUGACAAGCAACUCGUCCUAACAAUAAACUGUCAUAACUUUGCCAUGACAAGCAACUCGUCCUUACAAUAAACUGCCAUAAUUUGCCAUGACAAGCAACUCGUCCUAACAAUAAACUGUCAUAACUUUCCAUGACAAGCAACUCGUCCUAACAAUAAACUGUCACAAUUUGCCAAGAAAAGCAACUCGCCCUAACAAUAAACUGCCAUAAUUUGCCAUGACAAGCAACUAGUCCUAACAAUAAACUGCCAUAAUUUGCCAUGACAAGCAACUAGUCCUAGGACUGAACUUGAUUAAUCUUCCACAAUUUAAGUAUGUGUGGGAUUUUUUUAAACACACAAAACAUUUUUCUACGAGGUCAGGGUAAUAUAAUCUUUUUUAUUGAAGACAUCAAGAAUUCUGAAUUCUGAUCUUUUUCUAUUCUGAUAAAGAUUGGACUACACUCCCCAAAGAAAUUAAAAAUAUAAAGCAACAGGAUGUUUUAAACUCUCUAACAAUGAUACAACUUUUUUUCGCAUAUGUCUAGUACCAGUGAAAACAUUCUCAAAGUUGGUAAUGUUUUUUAUCAAUUAGGAAAUGUCAAGUCCUGAUCUGGUAGGUGGGUCAUUUCAGGGUUUAACCUCAAAGUACUUUGAAACAGCAAAAAGUCUACAAAAAAUAAUUUUUUAAAUGUUAUUUUUUUAGAAAUGCUAAUUUUGGUAGUAAGAUGAGAUUACAAAUGUGUAAAAAAUGAACGCAAUGUUUGCUUAACGAUUAAUCUGUGAUUAUUAACAAAAAAUCUUCAUUUUCCGCAUGGCACACAUUUUGUUCGAUUUACAAAUGAUUUUGCUAGUAAAGGAAUCAUAAUAUGAAUAUACAUAUAUCGUGAAAUAGAUCUGAAGUCAAACUUUCAUACAAUUUCUUCAAUUUCCUUUCGGUACUAUUGUGUGAAAGAAACAUACAUGUAUUGAUAUCAGUUUAACCUUUAUUCUCCUAUGGUAGGUCCUGUCAAAAGAUUUAGCAGUUAGAUAAAACACACACAAAUAUAUUCACAUUUAUGAUACUCAAAAUCAUGGCCAUUGUUAACGGUUAAGUCAAAUGCACGACGUGAGGUUUUCAUCAACAUGGUUUUUCUUGAUUUGGAGAUAUCUUACCAAGAUAACAAUGUUGCUAAAAAAUAACUUGGGCUUAGAAAAUAGUCAAAUGCUCAUUUCAGCUUUUGCUGAAGUUAUUGUUAAAAUCUUACGUAACACAUAACUUAAUUGAGAUAUUGUUCAUUUGGGACUUUUAAACAGACUCUGUAUAGCAAGACUACUGGUUCAGAAAUAAAGUACACGUACCUAUUUGCCUAACAAGUAUUACACGUACACAAAUGGAUAUGGACUGUUUGGAAACAUUUGCUUAUCCUUUUUAAAAAUCACAUAUUACAGAAAUAGGAAGGUUUUUUUUCAGUUUGGACACAAAAUAACAAAAGGUUUGGUCAAAUAAAUUUGUUUUCUGCAUUUGUAAAAAACAUAAAAGCAAUAUUGUCAGGUUCAAAAAUCUUUUAAGUUAUUUUGAUAUUUUAAUGUUUUUCAAUGCAAUUCAUCUACUGUAACAUUUUUGAGAUUGGUACUUUAUAUCUAUAUAUAUUGUCAUACAAUAUAAUAUAAUUUGUAUAUAUAUAUUCCCAUCAUUACAAGACAGAACACCAUCUUAUAGUGUGUCUGUUUAUGUAAGGUAGAACAUUCUAUAUUGUUCAUGUUUAUAUAUGUAACUUUUAAUUUUAAAUAUUUUAAAUCUUUCGAUUUUCUUUGAAAUAAGCUGUUCGUUAGCUUCGAUGGGUUAUCCUUGGUAAAAGCUGCUUAAUAUACAAAAUGUAUGAUAUAAGGUGCUAUUAGAAUUCGUGUUAUAUUGUGAUAAGCUGCGAUAUAUUUUUUGGAAGAUGCAAUCAACAUGUGAUUUUUGUAUUUAUACAUGCUUUUACCGGAAUAAAUAUUAUUAUUACUCGUCCCGA